GCUCGAACUACGCUACCGGGUUGGAGACGGCGGGAGCUGUCGCUGGCAAGUUGAAGUUACUGGGGACAGGUUCUCCCGAAGCCGCGCGGUAGGGAGGCUGGUAUCAUGACCGGCGAGGUGGGUUCUGAGGUUAAACUGGAAGUCAGUGAUCUAAAACUCCUCUCACAAGAAGCAGACAGUCCUGUAGACAGUGGACAGGGCAGCUUUGAAACCCUCCUGGAGCCCUUGAGUGAAAGAGAUUCUGAUGAAGAGAUAUUUGUGAGUAAGAAACCGAAGAGCAGGAAAGUGCUGCAUGACAGCGACUCUGAGGCCGAGGACGGAGAUGCCUCUUCACAGAAACCCACCUAUGACAGCGAGGAGGAGAAUAAAGAGAACUUACUCUCAGGGAGGGGCGGCAUGUCCGAAACUCUGGCUGCUGGCAUCGGUGAGGGACGGCUCAGUCCGCCGAGGCUGGGAACUCAAGAGCAGCCCUCCUCAGAGCUGAGCCGCCAGUCUGGACGCUCCAUGGAUGUCACCACCAACGGAAAGCCUUCCAAAAAGCUCGCCAGAGAAAGAGCUGAAGGAAAAGCAAAAUCCAGGAGAAGACUCGAGAAGGAGGAGAAAACAAUGGAAAAAAUCAGGAGGCUAAAAAAGAAGGAAACAAAAUAUAAGGAAAGUGAUGCAGACCGGCCGCUAAAUGACAGCGGCUGUCUUCUUGAAGACAGUGAUCUUUUUGAAACAGGUUUGGAGGAAGAAAAUGACUCUCCACUGGAAGAUGAGGAGUCGUUAGAGUCAAUAAGGGCAGCUGUGAAAAACAAAGUGAAAAAUCACAAGAAAAAGGAACCAUCUCUGGAGAGUGAGACCUUUUCAUUAGAAGAAGAAAAAGAGUCAUCCAAAGGCAGUGUGAGGAAGGAAAGAAAGGCGGCAAAGUUAAGUAAGGAAGCAUUAAAAAGACUGCAUAGCGAGACUCAGCGUCUAGUCCGAGAAUCUGCACUUAAUCUUCCAUAUCAUAUGCCUGAGAGUAAAACUAUUCACGAUUUCUUCAAACGUAAACCCCGGCCCACUUGCCAGGGAAAUGCCAUGGCCCUGCUGAAGUCAUGUAAGUAUCAGUCAGGCCCCUACAAGGAAACCAUAAGCACAGCAGAUGGAGCUGAAAUGCAGGCUGAUGACCCCAGCAAAGGCUCUGAGCAGGCAGCAGGUGCAGAAAGUGCAACGGAAUCUAGUGUUCUCCCCGAGGGCUCAGAAGAAGCCGGGAUCGCUGUUGGAUCAGAUGAGGCUUGUGAGAAGGAUCCGGUAAGACUCGGAGAACUGGAAAUUGAGGAGACCAAGAGGCACAGUGAUGACAGACCUUCUCCUGAGGACAGAUCACUGUCACAGCGGGAACCCUCUAUCUCCAAGAUCGAGGCCAGUGAGGGGUGUCAGGCUGGAGAACUGGCUGGAGAACUCACAGUGUCUGACCCUCGUGCCCUAGAAGGAGAAAAACUGAAAACAACAGGAGAAACAGAUGCAAGAGAGAGAGAGCCUGAGCAGAAAAGUAAACCCUCAGCAGUUGCACCACCUGAAAAGGUGAGAAGAUUCACCGUGGACCGACUUAGACAGCUGGGAGUGGACGUUUCCGUUCAGCCGAGGCUGGGUGCUGAUGAAGAGUCCUUUGUGAUACUUGAUGACCCUGAACCCAACAGAGAACUGGAAGCCUUGAAGCAGCGUUUCUGGAGGCACGCAAAUCCCGCAGCCAAUCCCAGGGCUCCUCAGACAGUGAACGUGAACAUCAUCGUGAAGGACUUGGGCACUGACGGGAAGGAGGAACUAAAGGCAGAUGUGGUGCCUGUGACUCUGGCAGCUGAGAAGCUGGAAGGAGCAAGCCACACAAAGCCAGGUGAAAAACUGCAGAUGCUAAAAGCUAAAUUGCAGGAGGCAAUGAAGCUCCGAAGGCUUGAGGAGCGGCAAAAGCGCCAGGCAUUAUUUAAAUUAGAUAACGAAGAUGGAUUUGAAGAGGAGGAGGAAGAGGAAGAAAUGACAGAUGAGUCUGAAGAAGACGGAGAAGAGGAGGUAGAAGAGGAGGAGGAUCAAGACAUUCAGACUACAGAAUUUCUACUUGUUAGUGAAGAUACCGAAACCAAAGAUGAAAAAGAAACAGAUAAAGAAAAUACGGAUGGCAGUAGUGAACUUGGCAAGUCUGUUGACCUCUCUGUUCCCAAGCCCCUCUCCUCAGAUUCCACCUUACUUCUGUUUAAGGACAGCUCCUCCAAGAUGGCUUACUUUCCUACUGAAGGAAAAUCAGAAACAGAUGACUUGGGCAAGCAGUCUGGCAAACUGGAUGAAGAUGACUCGAGUUCACUGCUAACAAAGGAGAGCAGCCACAACAGCAGCUUUGAGCUGAUUGGCUCCACAAUUCCCUCCUAUCAGCCUUGCAACAGACAGACAGGCCGAGGGGCCAGUUCCCUCCCUACAGCAGGAGGGUUCAGAUCCCCUUCCCCUGGCCUGUUUCGAGCCAGUUUGAUCAGCUCGGCUUCUAAGAGUUCAGGAAAACUGUCUGAGCCUUCACUUCCCAUAGAGGAUUCCCAGGAUCUGUACACCGCCUCCCCAGAACCUAAGACACUUUUCCUAGGAGCAGGAGACUUCCAGUUCUGUUUAGAAGAUGACACUCAGAGCCAACUGUUGGAUGCAGAUGGAUUUUUAAACAUUAGAAAUCACCGGAAUCGAUAUCAAACUUUGAAGCCCCAGUUGCCACUGGCCAGUAUGGAUGAGAAUGCCAUGGAUGCCAAUAUGGAUGAGCUGCUGGAUUUGUGUACGGGACAGUUUACAUCUCAGCCUGAAGAGAAAUGUCAACCUAGAAAGAAUGACAAAAAAGAAAACAUGGAGGAACUUCUGAAUCUUUGCUCGGGCAAAUUUCCUUCUCAAGAUGCCUCCCCUGUGGCUACGUUGGAGCUGAGUAAAGAGGAGAGAGAGAGCAGCACAGAUGAUCCGAUGGAAGAGGCACUUGCUCUUUGCUCAGGCUCUUUCCCAACAGACAGGGAGGAAGAGGGUGAAGAGGAGGAAUUUGGCGACUUUCAGCUUGUUUCAAAGGAAAAUGGAUUUGCGAGUGAGGAGGAUGAACACAGUGACUCUAGUGAUGAAGAGCUAGCCCUGGACCCAGAGGAUGACGAGGAGGAGCUCCUGAAGCAGUCUGAGAAGAUGAAAAGACAAAUGAGGCUGAAGAAGUACUUGGAAGAUGAGGCAGAGGUGUCAGGAAGUGAUGUGGGAAGUGAAGAUGAGUAUGACGGGGAAGAGAUUGACGAAUACGAAGAGGACGUCAUUGAUGAAGUGCUUCCAUCUGAUGACGAGCUGGAGAGUCAGAUCAAGAAAAUACACAUGAAAACCAUGUUGGAUGACGAUAAGCGACGGCUGCGGUUAUACCAAGAGAGGUACCUUGCUGAUGGGGAUCUGCACAGUGACGGGCCUGGACGAACGAGAAAAUUCCGUUGGAAACAUAUAGACGACACCUCCCAGAUGGAUCUGUUCCACAGAGAUUCUGAUGACGAUCAGGUUGAAGAACAGCUUGAUGAGACUGAAGCCAAGUGGAGGAAGGAGCGGAUUGAACGAGAGCAGUGGCUUCGGGAACAGGCUCAACAGGGGAAAAUUGCUGCUGAAGAAGAAGAUGUUGGGGAAGACAGUCAGUUUAUGAUGCUAGCCAAGAAAGCUGCAGCCAAAGCGCUGCAGAGGAAUGCCAGCCGCGCUGUGGCUGUUCAGGAGUCAAAGUCUGUGCCCAGUAACCCAUUUGGAGCCGUCAGACCAGGAGCUGCUCACCAGCUGAAGACAGGCUCCUUGCUAAACCAGCCCAAAGCUGUGCUUCAGAAACUCGCUGCCCUGUCUGACCUCAACCCCAGCGCUCCCCGAAACUCAAGAAACUUUGUCUUUCAUACACUUUCUCCCACCAAGGCAGAGGCAACAAAGGAAUCAUCCAAGCCUCGGCUGAGAAGAAAGGAAUCAUCACUGAUGGUGUCACUGUCUCCUAAGCGACUAAAGGUGGAUAACAGCAGUCCAGGACCAAAGCGGAGCAUCUUCAGAUACUUGGAAAGCUAA
Molecule: messenger RNA, 4041 nt
Organism: Acomys russatus (golden spiny mouse)
Lineage: Eukaryota; Metazoa; Chordata; Mammalia; Rodentia; Muridae
Gene: Clspn
Product: claspin
Exons: 25
Coding region: 106-4041 (1311 amino acids)
Biological process (GO): activation of protein kinase activity; mitotic DNA replication checkpoint signaling; mitotic G2 DNA damage checkpoint signaling
Molecular function (GO): anaphase-promoting complex binding
Source: RefSeq, a predicted model, not a curated record